Messenger RNA from Diaporthe citri, 2244 nucleotides. RefSeq lists its product as uncharacterized. Gene Ontology annotation, cellular component: Ino80 complex. Gene Ontology annotation, biological process: regulation of DNA-templated transcription; double-strand break repair. Lineage: Eukaryota; Fungi; Ascomycota; Sordariomycetes; Diaporthales; Diaporthaceae. The transcript is spliced from 3 exons. The record is from RefSeq and is a predicted model, not a curated record. Bases 1 to 2244 code for a protein of 747 amino acids.
AUGGUUGGAAAAGUCAGCGAGCGCGUCCUCGCGCGGGAGGGUCUCGAGCGAACGGACAAUGGCAUGAAGCAGAGCAGCUGGCCGGACGUUGUCCCAAUCAACCAGAAGAACUACUACACCGAGUAUAUGAAGCGUGACACACAAAUCCUACCAUUGCGACUCCAAUUCGAUGCGAACCUCGACAGAAUCGCACAGAAUGCCAAGGACAGAGAUCGCGAGCGCGCCUUGAAUCCUAAGGGGGAGGUCCCGCUGGGUUUGCCGGAAGAGGACGAAUAUGAAGCCCAGGCCGAAGACGGCAGUGUGCCUGGCAAGAACGCCUCUGAUCCCUCACGCAUCAUCAUCAUCCACCCUGGCAGCCAAAACCUGCGGAUAGGCUUUGCCAGCGAUGCACUACCGAAGACGAUACCCAUGACCCUGGCGACGAGGUUUCCCCAGACAGAGGCCGAGCAGUACGAGGCGCUACCCCGGCGACAAUUUGAGGCCAAGACCACCGAUGAACAAUACGGGGAAGAAUGGUCGAAGAAGUACAACAAGAUGUGCAGCGACUUGAAGAUCGACAUGCGCGCCAACAAGCGAAAGGUCCUGCCAAACUCUAAAGAGCUGGUGGUUAAUUACAACCGGCGGGCUGACCCCGAGGUCAUUCCUGUCCACAAUGAUCCUCUGCAGGUCGAGUGGACCGACGUCAAGUCCUUGGAGGACCCCAAUUCCGUUGCGUCUUGCUUCAUCGGCAACGAAGCCCUGCGAGUUCCCGACGAUUCAAGCCCCAAGUUCAAGUUGUGGUGGCCAAUACAACAAGGAUGGAUGAAUGAAGACGACUACACGGCAGCCGAGCAUCUAUACGAUGACUUCGAGACUCUACUUGAUAAAUCAAUCCGACAAGAACUCGGCUUGACUAAGAAUAGCUCUUGGAAACACUACAGUUGCGUCUUUAUCAUCCCCGACCUAUACGACAAGAAAUAUGUUGAGCAGGCAUUGCGGUCGUGUAUGAACUGGUUCGAAUUCUCAAAGACCUGUUUCAUACAAGAGAGCAUGGCAGCAACCUUCGGCGCUGGUUACACGCAAGCUUGCGUUGUUGACGUUGGUGCGCAAAAGACCUCGAUCACCUGCGUCGAGGACGGGCUCUGCAUCGAGGACUCGCGUGUCAACUUGAAGUACGGUGGCUAUGACGUGACGGAGACGUUCAUCAAGAUGAUGCUCUACGACAACUUCCCUUAUGCAGAUAUCAACCUCCGGAGGCGGUAUGAUUUCUUGCUGGCAGAAGAACUGAAGAUCAAGCACUGCACCAUGACCCAGGCAGACAUCUCCGUACAGCUCUUCCAGUUUCACCUCCGCGCUCCCAACCAGCCCACCCGCAAGUAUCAAUUCAAGACGUACGACGAGGUCAUCCUGGCUCCCAUGGGUUUCUAUGACCCAGAAGUGUUCGACAACUCGACAAAGCUCCGCGGGCGAAGGAAACUCAUCGACCGCUCCUACAACGCCUAUGAUGUGGAAGUGCCAGACGACCCUUUCUCAGCAGCACAGUUGGCUAUUUUGUCACUGAACAAGCCUUCGAUAAACCAGAUACCCAGUGCUAUCCCUCCGGGGGCGGAAUUCUCCACGCCGAUGAAGGAGAAGCCCAACCCAUUCAACCACCUCACUCGCGACGGAACCCCACAGGCGUCCAACGCCCCUUCACCCGCACCCGAAGGUGCAAGCACUCCUGUUCCUCCUCCGUUCGUGUUUGGAAAGGACAGCACCAACGGAAACGCCAGUCCAUCCCGCAACGGCGGCACACCAGUGCCCCAGACCAACGGCGGCCCUGCCCCGAACAACGUGUCCCAACCCCCCCCGGGCAUCUUCGUCGAGCGGGAGGAGCACCCACUGAAGAAGCUCGCCGAGGAGCGGGACGAAGUCAUGCCGGUCGUCCCGCUCGACAUCGCCAUCCUGACCUCGAUCCAGAACGCGGGCAAGACGGAUGACAAGAAGGUUCGCGACCUGUUGGGCUCGAUCAUGGUCAUUGGCGGCGGCGCCAAGGUCCCGCACUUCACCAGCUACCUCGAGGAGAAGCUGCGCGCCCGGCGGCCCGACAUCGCUGACAGGAUCCUCGUGUCGCGCAGCGCGAGGGACAUGGACGAGCAGGUCGUGGUCUGGAAGGGCGGCAGCGUCUUCGGGAAGCUCUCUAUGAACGACUCGUGGAUCACGCCGUUCGAGUACGAGAGGCUCGGGCCGAGGGUGCUCCACCACAAGGUCCUCUGGGCGUGGUAG